Molecule: messenger RNA, 17026 nt
Organism: Thunnus maccoyii (southern bluefin tuna)
Lineage: Eukaryota; Metazoa; Chordata; Actinopteri; Scombriformes; Scombridae
Gene: chd6
Product: chromodomain helicase DNA binding protein 6
Exons: 46
Coding region: 173-11023 (3616 amino acids)
Molecular function (GO): ATP binding; protein binding; ATP-dependent chromatin remodeler activity
Source: RefSeq, a predicted model, not a curated record
ACAAACUGCACAUCCGGGAAACGGAACCUGAUCUGCAAAAGACGUGGAAUGUCUCAUUUCUUUUCUUCCGCCCUUCAAACCCGCAGGAGCCAGCCGGGCGGUGCGGUGGGAAGCUUCCCCCGGUACGAGAAGGAUUUCCCUGCAAGUCUGCGAUGCAGUGAAGGGAUAGAAGAUGAAAAUACACAAGAAGGACAAGCAGCAGAUGUUCACUGGCCUCCUGAAGCACACGCCACCUCCGGCCUCCGCUGCAGCAGCCUCCUCCUCUGCCUCGGACCAAAACAGUAACGCACAAACUACAGUUCCCACAAUCCCACGGGGACACCUGGUCGUGGGCCCCAAGGACCAGCUCCGCCUCCUCACCCCCGUGGGCAGCACGGCGACGUCUAAUCACUGCACGGUGGCGGGGGCCCACGCCGCUAAGCACUCCGGAGGAGCCCCGCGACCUCCUUCCUCCCUGAGCGAGGAGGACGAUGGAGGAGGCGGAGGUAGGGUGAAGAAGAAACGAAAGAAAAAGGACAAGAGAGGGCGGGAGAAAGGAGGAGGGGAGGCGGAGGAAAGGGAAAGCAGCAAACCAAAGAAACGAAAGGAGGAGAAGGAGGCCACGGUGGUCACGCUGAGGAAGUGCAUGGAGCCCAAGGAAGCCAAGGAGCGAAAGGAGCGCAGGACCAAGGGGAGGGAGGGCAGGAAAGAAAGUGUAACGGAGCUAAAGAAUGUGGCGGGGCGGAAAUCGGCAGGUGCCGCCGUGGCCCCCGGGCCGGCUGAGGUGCCCGUCAAGGUGCCUGGCAAAAGAGGAAGGAAGCCGAAGGUCAAAAUCCUACCUCCUGUACCCACAAAUCAAGCAGCACCUCCUCCUUCCUCAGGACACUCCACCAAGGUCCAAAGGCAGGUCCACGCCACCCAAGGCCACGGCAAGAACCACGGCCAGGCCAACAGCAAGACUCCAGUCCCCACAGCGCCAAAACAGAGAGGCCGAAAACCCAGAGAUCCUGGCGCAGCGCCGGUGGAGAAGAAGAAGAAGGGGAAGAGGAGAAACCAGGUGCCGGCUGUCCAGGAGGGGGCGGAGAGUGACGACACUACCUCAAUGUCAGCCCUCAACAUGGGUGGAGAGGACAGCCAAGACCCCUUGGAUAACGCGAAGCGGCGUUCGGGACGUCAGGUCAAAAGGAGAAAGUAUAACGAGGAUUUGGACUUUAAGGUGGUAGACGACGACGGAGAGACUAUCGCAGUUCUCGGAACCGGACGCAUCUCUGCGCUCAACGCUACCGCUCUGGCAUGGCAGGCCGAGGAACCACCAGAGGACGAGGCUAACAUCAUUGAGAAAAUCCUGUCAGUCAGAGCAGUGAAGAAAGAGACAUCAUCAUCAUCAGAGGACCAAGCAGAGGAGACCGAGGAAUUUUACGUCAAGUACAGAAAUUUCUCCUAUCUGCACUGCAAAUGGGCCACUCUGGAGGAGCUAGAGAAAGAUCCCAGAAUCCACCAGAAGAUUAAACGCUUCAGGACCAAACAGGCCCAGAUGAAACACCUGUUCACCGAGCCUGAUGAGGACUUAUUUAACCCAGACUACGUAGAGGUGGACCGGGUGCUGGAGGUGGCUGUUACUACGGAUACUGAGACCGGAGAGGAGGUUACUCAUUACCUCGUUAAGUGGUGCAGUCUCUCAUAUGAGGAGGCGACGUGGGAACUGCAGGAGGACUUGGACCCAGAGAAAAUCAAAGAGUUUGAAGAGAUUCAGAAACUGCCGCCAGACCUCAGACACAUGGAGCGUCCUCCUCCAGAGAAAUGGCAGAAGUUGGAGCGUUCCAGAGAUUACCGGAACGGAAACCAGCUCAGAGAAUACCAGUUAGAGGGAAUGAACUGGUUACUGUUCAACUGGUACAACAGAAAAAACUGCAUCCUGGCAGAUGAAAUGGGUUUAGGAAAAACCAUCCAGUCCAUCACCUUCCUUUACGAGAUCUUCAGCAUGGGGAUCCGCGGCCCCUUCCUCAUCAUCGCCCCGCUUUCCACCAUCACCAACUGGGAGAGGGAGUUCCGCACGUGGACUCGCAUGAACGUCAUCGUUUAUCACGGCUCGCAGAUCAGCCGGCAGAUGAUCCUGCAGUACGAGAUGUUUCACAGAGACGCGCAGGGUAACACUAUUCCGGGUGUGCUCAAGUUUCACGGUUUGAUCACCACCUUCGAGAUGAUCAUGGCCGACUGUCCGGAGCUGAAGAAGCUUCACUGGCGCUGCGUUGUGAUCGACGAAGCCCACCGACUGAAGAACAGGAACUGCAAACUGCUGGAGGGACUCAAACUCAUGAACCUGGAACACAAAGUUCUGCUGACAGGAACCCCUCUGCAGAACUCGGUGGAGGAGUUGUUCAGUCUGUUGAAUUUCCUGGAGCCGCUGCAGUUCCCUUCAGAAAGCAGCUUUCUAGAAGAGUUCGGAGACCUCAAAACAGAUGAACAGGUAAAGAAGCUUCAGGCCAUUCUGAAGCCCAUGAUGUUGAGGAGAUUGAAGGACGAUGUAGAAAAAAACCUAGCGCCUAAAGAAGAAACCAUCAUAGAGGUGGAGCUGACCAACAUUCAGAAGAAAUACUACCGAGCCAUCUUAGAGAAGAACUUCUCCUUCCUGUCCAAAGGAGCGAACCAGCACAACAUGCCCAACCUCAUUAACACCAUGAUGGAGCUCCGCAAGUGCUGCAACCACCCCUACCUGAUCACAGGAGCAGAGGAAAAGAUUCUCGAAAGCUUCAGGAAGUGUCACAGUCCAGAUGCGCCAGACUUCCAGCUGCAGGCGAUGAUCCAGGCAGCCGGUAAACUGGUGCUGAUCGACAAGCUGCUGCCCAAACUGCUGGCCGGGGGACACAAAGUCCUGGUCUUCUCCCAGAUGGUCCGAUGUCUGGACAUCCUGGAGGACUACCUCAUCCAGAGACGCUACACGUACGAACGCAUCGACGGCCGCGUGCGUGGGAACCUGCGACAGGCGGCCAUCGACAGGUUCUGUAAACCGGAUUCGGACCGCUUCGUUUUCCUGCUGUGCACCAGAGCCGGAGGGCUGGGAAUCAACCUGACGGCAGCAGACACCUGCAUCAUCUUCGACUCGGACUGGAACCCCCAGAACGACCUGCAGGCUCAGGCACGCUGCCACCGGAUUGGCCAGAGCAAAGCGGUGAAAGUCUACCGGCUGAUCACCAGGAACUCGUACGAGAGGGAGAUGUUCGACAAGGCCAGUCUGAAGCUGGGAUUGGACAAAGCCGUCCUCCAAGACAUCAACCGCAAAGGAAGCCUCAACGGGGUGCAGCAGCUCUCUAAGCUAGAAGUGGAGGAUUUGUUGAAAAAAGGAGCGUACGGAGCGCUGAUGGACGAAGAAGACGAGGGGUCCAAGUUCUGCGAGGAAGACAUCGAUCAGAUACUUCAGAGACGAACUCAGACCAUCACCAUCCAGUCUGAGGGGAAAGGAUCCACGUUCGCUAAGGCCAGUUUCAUCUCAUCUGGUAACAGAACGGACAUUUCUCUGGACGACCCCAACUUCUGGCAGAAAUGGGCCAAGAUCGCAGAAGUGGAGAUCGACUCCAAAUCCGAGAAGGAGUCCUUGGUGAUAGACACGCCUCGGGUGAGAAAACAGACUCGCCACUACAACUCGUUCGAGGACGACGAGCUGAUGGAGUUCUCGGAGCUGGACAGCGACUCGGAGGAGAGGCCGUGUCGGACCCGUCGCCUGGGCGAACGCAGCCGGCGGUACCUCCGCGCAGAGUGUUUCCGAGUGGAAAAGAACCUGCUCAUAUUCGGUUGGGGUCGUUGGAAGGACAUCCUUAACCACGGUCGCUUUAAAUGGCACCUGGCAGAGAGAGACAUGGAGGUGAUCUGUAGGGCUCUGUUGGUUUACUGCCUGAGACACUACAAAGGUGAUGACAAGAUCAAGAGCUUCAUCUGGGAUCUGAUCACACCCAGUAAGGAAGGCCAGGACCAGGCGCUGCUCAAUCACUCAGGUUUAUCAGCUCCGGUUCCUCGGGGUCGGAAGGGGAAGAAGAUGAAGAAUCAGCUGAAUGUUCCCGAGGUGAAGAACGCUGACUGGCUGGUCCACUGUAACCCUGAGGUGGUGCUGCAAGACGAGAGCUACAAGAAACACCUCAAACAACACUGCAACAAGGUGCUACUGAGGGUGAGGAUGUUGUACUACCUGAAGGUGGAGGUUUUGGGUGAGGCAGCCAAUCAGGCUCUAGAAGGGAUACCUGCCAGUAAACUCGAGGUGUCACUACCAGACAUCGACUACAUAGAGAUCCCAGCUACGUGGUGGGAUGCUGACGCUGACAAGUCUCUCCUCAUAGGAGUCCACAAACACGGCUACGAGCGGUACAACGCCAUGCGUGCGGAUCCAGAACUGUGUUUCCUGGAGAGGGUGGGGAUGCCAGACGUCACCGCGCUGUCCGCUGAACAGGGAGGAGGGGAGGGGGCGUCUGAUAUGGCUGACAGCGUGUGCAAAACCGAGGAGGUGAAGGACGACAGGGAAAGCAAAGCCGACGCAGGGGAUGAUAGAGACGAGAGCAGCAAGGGAGAGGAAACCUGCUCCAGCACCGAUACCUCAGACAAGCCUGACAGCACAGGUCCAGACUCCCAGAUGUCAGGUGACUUGUGCGCCCAGGACGGGACUCUGGUCACCACGACGACGACAGGAACAGGGACCGGCGUGGCAGCUCUCCACGUGGUCCAAGCCCGGCCCCUCUGGCCCACCGGCCCCGCCUUGACGGCCCGCUUACGGCGCCUCAUCACCGCCUACCAGCGCUUCACGUUGCGGCGCGAGCCGCUACUCAGGCACGACUUCCUGCUUCACGACGGCCUCGUCGGCAUGGGGAUGGGUGGAGCCGGAGCCACUCACGGUCAUCACGCCGGUGGGCCGUUGACAUGGCAACUGGGUGAAGAGCUGAGACGGUGUUCUGUGGUCGCCACAGAACCUGAUCCUCUCUUUCUGGAGUGGCAGAGAAGGUGGACUCGUCGAGAGCAGUCAGAUUUUUACCGCACCGUGUCGUCAUUCGGGGUGGUUUACGACCCGGAGAGGAAAGCCUUCGACUGGUCCCAGUUCAGAGCACUGGCCCGACUGGAGAGGAAGACGGACGAGAGCUUAGAGAGAUACUUCAACUCCUUCGUCAACAUGUGCAGGACAGCCUGCAAGCUGCCUCCCAGGAAGGAAGAAGGGUUGGUGGAUCCCGCUGUGCUCGUAGAGCCUCUGACAGAAGAGAGAGCAGCCCGGACUUUAUAUCGCAUCGAGCUGCUCCGCAAGAUCAGAGAGCAGGUUCUCCGCCACCCGUUACUGUCGGCCCGCCUCCAGCUGUGCCGCCCCUCGCUCUACCUCCCCGUCUGGUGGGAGUCCGGGAAACACGACCGCGACCUCCUCAUCGGGGCGGCGCGCCACGGCUUGAGCCGCACCGACUUCUACAUCCUCAACGACCCUCAGCUCAGCUUCCUGGAGGCUCACAGGAACUACGUCAGGGGACACCCCUCUCAUCUUCAUCCUCAAACCCAUCACCACCCUCACCAUCCGGGCUUGGCGACUCAUCCCGGCAUCUCGUCCUCGUCCUCCUCUUCGUCUCAUCCGCAGCUGCCCCACCCUCACUGCUGUCUCUACGAUUCAGGUCUCGGUCGCCACUCCCCUCAGCCUCCCGAAUAUCCCCACCAGUCCUCCCACCAUCACCAUCAUCACCACCAGCAUCACCCCAUGCCUCCAUCCGCUCCUUCUCCUUCCUCCUCUUCCUCUCAUGCUCACCUCCACCCUCCGCCACUGGAUGCCCACGAUUCUGCCUCACCGAGCCUGGGAAUAGUGCCCGGAUCGCGGGGAGAUUUCCUCGACUGUCCUCCUUUGGAUGAAAGCCUGGAGCUGGGUUCGCUGCAGCAUGACGCCAUGUCUGCUGAUGCUUUACACGGAGGAAAAGCAUCCAAAGAUGCCCUCAACGGCUUCCCGUUCAACUCAGCCGCGGGAGGUCAAAGCAUGCUCAACUCGUACGGCGUCGGGGGAACGGACCUCGAUUCCAAACUGAGGAGUGACGUGCUCGUUGGUGAGCAGGGCUCGUCGGAGGAAACUGGGCUGAUGGCGCCGUCGGUAGAGCUGGAUCAGUUACAGGCUCCCUGGGACGGUACGGAUCACUCCAGUCCAGCGCACCAUAUGUUUAACGAAUCCGAUCCAAUCCUCGGUCCCUCCACCCUGGAGGCCGGCUUUCUGGAGGAGGAGGAUGAGGAGGCACAGGGGGCAGAUAGAGGAGCGGAGGAAGGUGGAACUCUGGAGGAAUGUUUGGGCCUCCCGCCCUCGUCCUCUCCUUCACACCCCUCGGCGGGAGAUUCUGUGGAGCCGCUGUCGUCGAGUUACAUGCUUUUCAAGGACAUCGGUGUGAGCGAGGAAGCCAGCGCAGAUCAAACCGAUCUGUCAGCCAGCCCGCCUCCGCCUUACGUUCCCCCUCCUCCCCUCUCUCUGUCUGACAUCACUGCCCACGUGCCGCAGGAUAGGUUGGGCCACUCCGAUGUCGCUGAGAGCCUGACCAAUCCCGUAGAGGAGGAAGGUCAGGAAAGAGGCACUGGAUUUGAGUUUGACGACAAGGAGGAAGAGGAGGUGGAAGACUUGUCGAGGGAGACCAUUGAGCAGAACGUGGAAAAACAGGGAGAGGACUGUGAUGCAGACCAAGGUACAGACCAAAGCUUGGGAGUCUUGAGUCCACCCAUGGAAGUGCCGCAGAUCGAUGGGAUAGAGCCAGAACCAGGUUUGGGAGACCAGGACGAGAGGAUGGAGGUCCCGAACCAACUGUCUCAAGACCUUCAGGAGAACUUUGAGCAAGCAGAGAAUAAAGAGGACUUACCGCAACACGUGCUCCCUUACCUUGGGAAGCUCGAUCAGGAAGGUAGCCUCGUGUGUCCCGAGCCUAUCGAAGAGCCCGGCGAGGAGGUGGACAGGUUGAUUUUGUAUCAGACGGUGGAGGACGAGACGAUGGAAAACUCUCUUGACACUGAAACCUUGAUGGGAGAUGCGACUGGAGAGUUUCUGCAAGCGAGAGGAAUUUCAGACCACUCGAGAGAGGACGGUCCAGCGGAGCGCACAGAUCUCGCAGAUCAGGUGGAUGAGAUCUCGGAAGGGCGAGUGGAUCAUGUUUCUCUUAUGGGCGACGCGGCGAUAAAGGCAGUGAAACAACUAGACACCAAACCAAAUGAGAUGGAGCUGGGGAGCAUUUACUCAGAGUACACACGACCCUCCUGCCCUUCUACGUCCGUCUCGUCCCCUACGCUAGCGUCAAAGUCUGAUGGAACCACCGCAAAGGUUGGCGAUAAGGCCGGAGUCAAAACUGAAGUUUCCAUGGAUCAGGAGAACUAUGAAGGCGCAGUUGAAGAUCUGACCUUACCAGACGGCAGAGGAGACUGUAAGAACAGAGUCCUGACUUUCUCCCUUGAACAGGACAACAAGGACAACAUGCUUGAUCAAAAUGAAAUGAAAAUCGCCCCUACUCUAACUGCAAACAGCAUCGACACAAAACCAUCUGACCUCAAAUUUUCUCUUUUACCAGACAAUGCUGGUGGGAAGAAACCACAGCAGUUGCAGCUGCCAAUCAAGGUAGAGGAGACCAAGACAGAGACUGUUGAGGACGACUACCCCGAUAGCUCUGAAGUCAAACGUGCUAAAUUUCUUGCCUACUCUGUUAAGUCAGAGGUCUUGGUCACCAAAGCUGAGCAGUUGGACUAUUCUGUCAAACCAGAAACACUGGAGACCAAACCUGAAGAUCUCAGCCUUCCCAUGAAGCCCGAGAGCUUGGACAGUAAACCCGAAGUUCUCCAGUUCGCGGCCUACUCAGACGGCACCGAAAUCAAACCCGAAGCCAAACCGGUAGUCCUCGGGUUCGCUGCUUAUCCGGAUGGCGUCAGGCUGAAGACCGAGACAAAGCCUGAAGGUUUGAGGUUCACCGCCUUCCCCGACACCUCUGCCAUCAAGCCUGAGGCCAAGCCGGAGGGCGUGGAGUUCACAACCUACCCAGACAGCUCCGAGAUCAAACCCGAGGCGAAGCCAGAGGGCCUCGGGUUCGCAGCGUUACCUGAGAUCAAAGCUGAGACGAAGCAAGAGCUUUUGGAGGCAGACAGCACGGUCCUGACUCCGAAGCUCGAGCAGGCAGACGGGCUGAUUGACACCUCAGAGACGCUGGUGAUGAAAGGGCAGGUGAAGGAAGAAAGGCCGAGUACACCAGUGCCUGUCGUGGAAGGUUAUGCGGGCAGUCCCAGGUUUGCAGCUCCUGUUUCCAUUUGUGAGAUUCCCGACAGCCUUCAUGACACCCGGGAACCGACCAUCGCUCAGCUGCUACAGGAGAAAGCACUUUACUCAUUUUCUGAGUGGCCAAAGGACCGGGUGAUCAUCAACCGCCUGGACAGCAUCUGCCACGCCAUCCUAAAGGGGAAGUGGCCUUCAUCGAGCGAGCAAUACGACUCUCCCGGCUCCAUGGCCGCUAACUCCUGCCUGGCCAACAGCUUAGCCCAGCACCACCACCACCACCGAGCAGGCUUCCUCCCCACCACCGCCACCACCACCACCUCAGGCUCCGUCCCAGGCCAGGCCAGGGUUCAGCAGGCCAACCCUGGACUUGGGUUUUCAAUCCCUCCCCCUCUCACAAGACUACCUAAGUACAUGCCGCGGGGUGGCGCAUGCGGGCGCGGAGCUUGGCGCCUCACCUCCUUGCCUCUCUUACAGGAGAGGCUGGUGGCUCCUCCCUACCUCCCCGAGCUCAAACGAGCGGGAGGUCGGAGGUCGUUCGACUAUGAGGCUGCUGCUGCUGCAGCAGCUGCCAAGGUGUUAGCUGGGAAAACAGCAUCAUCAUGCCACACCGCCGCCACCGCGAGCUCCAGUGGUGAAAAAGUGCCGGUAGUGGCCCCGCCCUCUCAUCGUACAGGAGCCAUGUUGAUUAAUGGUUGGCAAGAAACAGCUAUUGAUCUAACCAAGUCGUCAGGAGAAAUAAGCACCAGCAGUGGCAUUGGGACAGGUGAAGCUGUGGUUGCACCAGGAAUCAGCCACCACGGUGCCAGUGCUGGCAGCACACACAAGCUGCCGCCGCCCCCUAUCACGGCACCCUUAUCAGGCUCUGUUGGAAUCGACAUGGCUGGGAUACUGCAGGCCGGGCUCAUCCAUCCUGUAACGGGGCAAAUAGUUAAUGGGAGCCUGAGGGGAGAUGAUUCUUUGAGAAGGAGGAGAGGGAGGAGGAGAAACGUGGAAGCACUGUACUCAGAGUUCACCAAGAGCCGAGGACUGCACCUCCCAGAGACACAGAGCCGAGCGGAGGUGAUCAGCCACUCCUCCGUUUCCUCCUCCACCUCCUCGCCGUCCCCUUCUCCUUCAGAGCGACCAGCUGGCCCUCCCACACCGUCCUCCUCCUCUACACCCACCCCCACCCAGACGCCUCCUCAGCCGGAGAUCGUGGCCAUCGACAGAGAAGCAGCCAGCAAAGGCCUGAUCGAGUGGCUGAGACAGAAUCCGGGCUACAGCAUGGAUCUGCCCGCGUUCGCUCACUCUGGUCUCUUACACGGUUUCGUUGAGCGUCCCAAGCAGAGGAGGCAUCGCUGUAAAGACCCCACCAAGCUGGAUAUCAACUCUUUGACGGGGGAAGAGAGGGUUCCCGUCGUGCACCGAGGCACCGGACGCAGGCUUGGUGGCGCUAUGGCUCCGGCCAUAAAGGAGCUUUCCAGGUGGCUGGACGCUAACUCAGAGUACUAUGUAGCUCCAGACUGGGCUGAUGUGGUCAAACACUCUGGUUUUCUCCCCGAGGGGAAGUUCUCUCGGAUCCUGACGGAACCAGUCAACAGAGACCCGAGCGCUCGACGCCGUGGACGUCGUCCUCGCAGCGAGAUGCCGAAGCCCCUCCUGUCCGUCUCUGAUUCCUCCUCAUCCGGCCUUGGCCCCCCUCUCUUCAUGAAUGGCGGUUUGAUCGGCAGCAUGGACUCCAUGGUGGCCAUGCAGAACCUCCGCGGCGGCAUUCCUGGAAUUCCCAUCUCCGGGAUCAUGGCAGCUGGAUUCACUCACGGAUUCCCCGCAGCUGUCUCGACGGGAGGAGCGGGAACGUCCGCAGAAGAUGCCAAGAACGGGUUGAGUAUGUUACCCAUGAUGCUUCAUGGCAUACCGCACCCCCAUGGGGCUGCGAUACCGCAACACGCCUUGUUCAGCGUCGGCGCGAUGAUGGCGCACACGCCACCGCCGCCUCCUCCUCACCCAGCCUCCACGUCCUCCUCCUCCACCACCUCUUCUUCUUCUUCAUUGUCCGCUGCGAAGGUCACCACGACAACCGCGCCCUCUACAUCCGAGGCGGCCAGCCCCUCGUCGACGACGCCCGCCGACAGAGAGAGCGCCGCCUCUUCGGCUUCUGGUGGCGAGAAAAGCCACGAGGAGAAGGGAGCGGCAGAGGGCAACAAAAGAGCAGCGGGGGCGGAGGCAGCAGCAGCAGCAGCAGCCAUCAUUACCUCCACCAGCAGGGCCCACAUCGGCUCUGCGCAUCUCGGAGCCGGCACCGGCAGCCAUCUUACCUUCAACCCCUUCCUGAUCCCGAGCAUGUCCCACGGCCUGCUGUACCCACACAUGUUCUUGCCGCACGGGGGCAUCAUGGCGCUGCCCGCCAUGCCGCCCAGCGGUGUAGACGGCUCCCCGGGCAGCCCAAAGAGGAGGAGGAAGAGAGGGCGGGAGGACGGGGAGAGAGAGGAGGAGAGGGAGAAGGAGAGGCCGGCGACAGGAGAAGUAGAGGAGAGCGAAAGUACAGUUAAGGCUAGCGUUACCUCCCACCCAGCCUCCUCCUCCUCCUCAUCAUCUCCCUCCUUCCCCUCUACCUCGGCUCCAGAGCCCGGCCCGCCUCCGACCGAAGAGCCCCACGCCGGGCAGGGAGACGGAGAGGACGGGCCCGCGGAGCCCCAGGAACUGGACUCCCAUAACCAUCCCGAGGGAGCGGCAACGGAGGAGAAAGAGGAAAGAUCGGAGGACACAGAAGGAGAGGCGACAGAGGAGGAGAAGCAGGAGCAGAGACAGGUGGACGGAGAGGAAGGGUAGACGAGCAGAAAACUGCGGAGGACCGAGACGAACCACUUCCUGCUCUCUACUCCUGUCUCCUCUGUCGCUCUCUUUCUCGACUGAGCAACAGUGUAAAGUUUGUGCCGUGUCUGUCAGUCAAUGUCCAUGUAAAGACUUUUAUUAUGAUGAUGACUAAUAAUAAUGAUUAUAUUCAACUCGGUCAUGUUUAUAUACCAGGACCCCACCCACCCUCUCCCACCACUCCCUCCUUGUAUACAAAAAAAAAAAAAAAAAAAACCUAGUGUAAGAAACGAUCUUCUGUGUAUUCUUCCCCCUUUAUUCUGCAUCGAGACUGAGUCGGGAGGGACACUUCUCAACAGGAAAAACACACACACACACACACACACUGCAGGCGAGAUAUGCUAACCAUGAGCGGCUUUAGCGGUAAUAUUUUAAAAAGUUCAAAAUGAUCCAAGAUGGUCUGUCAUGCGGCUUGGGUUCGGUGUGUUUGCGUGGACACGGAAAGAUGACUGAAGAGUUGUGGCACGGCUUUGUCAGAGGUGGGUUUUUUUUCUCAACACACAGUCAACACAAUUCAGCUCAACCGGAGUAUCUUCACCUGAGCACUGUCUUCUUAUUUUGACACACUCCACUAAAUUGUGUGAUUUUUUUUUUUUUUUGGAUUUCACUUUGUGCAAUGCUCAAAAACCCUGCAGGCGAGAUUAACCGGGAAGUUUGUCUUAUAUAUAUAUAUAAGACUUGAAGAGUCUGAACUAGCAUUCCCAGAUACAUGUGACACUAAAAAAACUCCUUUUUACUAGUUGAUACUGAGGGAAAACACUGGUAAACAUUAACCGAAUAUGCAAAGAGCUACUCUACCAAGAAACCAGCAGCCCAAAAUACAUUUUCAUAGUCUCUAAAAGUCUCUAAAUCACCUCGAUAUGACUCCAAGUACAUUUAUUACAUGUAAGAAUGCUGCCAAAUCUUUUUUUACCCACUAAAAUUGGCGAAAUGUGACUUUAAUGUAGACUAGAAGGUCAAAAAAAAGUCACAAUAGAUGUGAGGUUAAUGAAUCAUAGCCUGCCCCAGUGUUUUAGAUAGUCAUUCAUAUUUUUUAUUUUAAUUAUAACUUUAGAAAUUAGAAAUCAAGAGCAGGAAAUGUCUAACAGCUCUUCACAAUAAGAGGAGCUCCACUUUUCUUUUUUCUUUUGCUUUCAUCCAUAAAAGCAGAGAACAAUCAUGAGAUUAUUUUAUUGUUUUUAAAGUCAUGUAGAGAUUUUUGUUUUGUUUUGUUUUAUUUUAAACUCCGACACAAAGUCACUUUGAAAGAUUUCCCCCCCUCUUCCACGUGUUCGGGCCUAAUCAAAAGAAAUGUAAGAGAAGAAUUUCAUAGGUAAGAGCUCAUGUCAGGCCACCAGGGGGCGGUAGGAGUCAGAUUUGAUUGUAUCCUGUCCUGCAAACACUGAGGUGGAGGGAAAGUGGGAGAACCAGAGGAGAGAAUAGAUGUUUUCUUUUUUUUUUUUUUCAUUUUAAAGUCCCAAAUGGAUUUAACUUCCAGUAAAAAUCAACGGCUCAUCAGAAAUGGUGCAAAAAAUAACUGCUGCAAAAAAAAAAACAAACGGUUGCAAUCAUGACCUGUAGCAUCAUGUCGUUUUUUUUUUUAUUAUUAUCUUCUGGCCAUGAUGUCCUCCCCUCAACUUUUCUGUGUUCAGAAAGAUAUUAUGUGUGCGUAGUCGACCAUCUGUCCAGUGAAAGGGAAUAAGUCUUUUUCAGGAAUGAAGAACAGGAGGAGGGAUACAUAAUGGGGUGUGAAUCGCUCGGGCUGAGUGCCUCGUCGUUGCUCUUUCGUCUCGUUUCUUUUCCUCAGAUUCAUAUUCUGCAGACCAGCAGGUCGUACUAAAGAGUUUCAAAAAUAUGUAAAUCUGUCGCUGUAUAUUGCUUUUUUUUAAGUGCACCGUUUAUUUCUUUCGCCUUUAUUUUUUUUUUUGUUUGUUUGUUUGUCCAUCGGGAUUUAAAAAAAAAAAAUACUUGACAUAUGCGAGAUGGGGUUUUUGCAUCGAGGUUAGUCCCAGUGUUUUCUGUAUCAAACAGACCGUACUGUACAUUAAAUGGAUGCAAGUUGCUGGUUUUAUUCAGUCUUUUCAUAACAGGGUCUGUAUUUUUUGGGGGGGUAUAUGUCAAAUGUUUCUGUUUAUGAUGUUCACUUCUUUUUUUUUUUUUUUUUUUUUUUGGUUUUCAUACAUGAAAACAUUAUUUUUGCACAAUGUCUUUUAUGUGAAUGUUACCCUGUCUUUCCUUUAUGUGUGUAUGUGUGUGUGUGAUAAUGGGAGAGAGAGUGUGUGUGUGUGUGUGUAUGUGUGCAUGCAUGCGCACACAUUUCCGUUGUGGAGCUGUGUUUCUACUCCUGUCUCGUCCUUACAGGUCACUUUUUUUUCUUGUUGGGAAAAAAAAAAACAAAAAAAAAAAAACAUAGUUGUUGCCUUGUCACAAUUUGUGGCUAUAUAUAAUUUAUUAUACUUUUUUCUUUUUGCUUUGCCAAACUCUCACCAAAUAUGACAUUCUUUCUUUAGUUUCAUUAUGUAUUAUUCAAAGUAAAAUGCCUUAUUUAGCUAGUGUUUUUUGUUUUUGUAAAGAUGUUCUGUUACAUCUCCAUAUAGGGACAUUUUAUCGUGUUUGUGUUGACCUUUGCUUGUAUGCGUACACGGCCUUGGUGAUGUGCAUUAUCUUCAAAAGCCAACAACAGUAAUGCAAAGGUACCACUGUCAGAAUCACUUUGUUAAUUCCCCAAAAGUCAAUCAGUCACCCCCCCUCCUCCCCCCCUCAAAGCACAAACGGAGAGUUAACAAGAAAUGACUGUUUUCUUACCAGUGCCUCUAAAAAUGACUUUAAAUAGUUUCUUUUUCUUUUUUUUUUGUGGGUUUCACUAACGCACUACAGCUUACUGACAUCAUGUUCCUGUUGGGACAUCAUCUUUGGGAAAGUGAUUAACAUAUGAGAACGGCAGGAAUGCCACACUGUUCAUUAAAGGGAAAUUCUGUUUUGUUUUUUUUGUUUUUGUUUUUUUCUGUUCAACCUGAAUUUUAUCUCAUAUGUUUGUCUGUUAAAACUAUCAGUCAGAAGGUUUUACUGAUCAUCUCCAGCAACAUUUCAGUCAUAGCAAAGAGAGUGAUCCUCCUGCAGCUUUUGAAAAAAAACAGAAAAAUUAGUUUGAAUCUGACUAAAAGUAAACAUAUAAAUGAAUCUACUGUAAAUCUUUGCAACCGUCGCAGAGCAGAUUCAACUUAACAUAGCAUAGCAUAUUAGCCGUCAAAUGAAACUGACCUGUAAUUAGUUCAGAAGUUUAAUCAGUGUAUGAUGAUGAUGUUGCGAUUUAUAUUGAUGUUGAUAAUUAUAUCUCCAAUCUGAGUCGAGCGAAGCCGAUCACAGAGAAAAGUCUUUACGGGCUUCAGUUGAAGUGAAUAUUGUUCUGAUAGAGUAUAAUGACUUCGCUCUGUGCCGUCAUGAAGAGAAAAGUAGCAGCAGACACAAAGAUGUUUCAUGUCUGCGAGUAUCUGAACUGCAAAGAAAAAAAAAAUAGAAGGACGAGGUCGACGCUGUGCAGAUUUCACUGAUUAGUAAUUGAGGGAGGGGGGGAUUGUUUUCUGCUGUUACUUUCAAUCAGACACAAUAACAAAUGUUCGGGACCAUUUCUUUUGGUUGAAAUAAAAGCUGUAUGAGGUUUUACACUCGUCGACCCAAUCGGCGUUGUUCUUCCUGUAGUCGAAGGUGGAGAGUAAAAUCCUGACCGAUAGCUAUAAAGGACAAACAUUUAAGAAUAAAAAGGUUGAGAAAUAGCACGAGCUGCUGCACGAGGCCUUCUGUUUGGAGCAAAUCUAGGAUGAUAAUGCACAUAAAGUAUGUAUCAAGUAUUUUGAUUGUUUGUUUGCUGGGAUUCCUGUAAAAAAAAAGGUAUAAUUGAAUCAGAAGAGGAAGUUGUGAAUCACAGCUAAAGUAUCUGAAAGUUAUAAAAUGUUACAAAACAAAACUUCACUCCACAGCCCAUGUAUGCACAUCAUUUCCUGUUACUGGCUUGUUCUUGUGUAGAAACUUGAAACAAACUCGUAGGUGCAGUAUGUGACGACAGUCGGAGCGUCAGACGGCCCUGUAAUGGUCUGUUCAUGUCACACCAUGCCUUCUUUAACAGUGUUUUCUGUUCCAUAGAAAGUCCUUUUUUUUUUUUUUUUUUUUUUGGUUAACUUAAAUGUUCUUCUGAACAGUCACCUCAAAAUGUUGUAAACGUUUUAUCUCUUUAUCAUAAAUAAUGUAUUUAUUGUACAGAUCUCGUCUUUACAUCGUUGUCUCAUGACUGAUUUAAUGGCUGCCUUUUGUUACUCCGGAGCAUCUCCUGAAAGACAAAAGCAUUUUGGUUCACAUGGAAGUUAAACUAUCUGCUUUUCAAUGUAGUCUUUGUCACCUGUUAAUCUGCUUUUUUUUUUUUUUUUUUUAAGAUGUAAUUACAUUGAAAUUACAUGUAAAGAAUCCCUGGAGUACCUCUUCUUUAUUUUCUCAACAUAGUUAACAGUUUCUCCAAGUAUAAAACAUACACUCAAGUAUUUUUCUGUCUGUAUUUAAGAAGAAGACUGAAAACUAGCAGAAACUGCAAACCUGAACAAGAAAGCAGGCGCAGAUUUUCUUUUAUAAUAUCCAACACAACCAUUGGGACAGUCUGAGAAAUGUUUAUUCCCAUCUUGUCGCUGGUUGUUGGCGUGAACACUUAAACCAAACCACAAACCAUUUUUCUUCUACUAUUUUGUCCCCAAAUGACCUGCGCAUGUGUUUGAGAAUCCUGGUUUUUAGCGCAGAGAUUUCCACCAUCACGCUCUCCUCGGUUACGUGAGGGUCCGCUAGGUUGAAGACUGGCCUUCGUUUAUGUCAGAAAAGAUCCCUCCACCCCCCCCCCCCCUGCUCAAGUGUCCUUAAGCGAGACGCUGAGUCUGACGUUUGACCUUCCUGUAGAAGGAGGCGAGUUUCAGUUUGAUUCGUCAUCAAAAUCUAAAACAGAGAAAAGGAAAAAGACGAAUGUAGCGCCCUUUUGAUACGCACAGCCUCAGAAAACCAGAGUCAAACAUGAUGAACCAAUGUGUCACUUAAACGCUUAAAAUCUAAACAUCAAAAUUUACAGCAAAUUGGUGUAAAAAACUGAAAAAUCCCUCGUGUCCGUUUUCCAUCUGAUUUCAUUACAAACUGCUUUCAGACAGCGAAAGAUUUUUCUUGGCCGAAGAGGCGAAUAUAUAAUAAGAAUUACAGCUCCUGGGUUUAUUUUUUCCCCCCUCCCCUCCUCGAUGUAAUAUUUUGAUGUUCUGUGGUUUAAGACUUCACAAAAAAUCAUAUCUACCAUUUCCACAAAAUGAGAGCGUGUCACAGGGGCAACCUGAUUAUAGAAACAAGACAUCUCAUAAAAAUGUAAUCAAACUAUGAUUAAAUUUGUUUCAGUCAUAAAUCUUUCUUGAGUUACUUGAGUUUUAUUUUGAAGAAGCAUGCUGAAGGGAAACUGAUCAUCUGUUUAGAGAGAAGCAGCGCGCACGACCAUGCAACAUAAAACAUAAAGAUUUGCAGGUUAGAGCAGUUGAUCAAUAAAUGAGAACUUCAACCCCCCCCUCCCCCUCCCCCUAACCCCCCCCCCCCCCCAGUUCAUGACCCUAAACCACCGACAGUAGCUCAAUAUAAAACUAAGAUAGGGCGAGUCGAAUAACGGUCGACUGUUCACAGCCCCGCUGAACCGAGUGCAAUGUAACUCACAAGGAUAUUCUUCUAAAAUAAAAAAAAAUUCCCCAAAAACAAAACAAAACAAAAAAAAAGCGGAGAAAAGACAAAUAACUGUCUGAUCCUGAAGUCAGAAACACGGUCAUUACUAAGUAAGUUAUGUGGUGGGGUUUUUAUCUUUUUCUUUUUUUUCUUAUUUGUAACUAUAGCUCUCUGUAUUCCCAUGUGGACCAAUCUCAUGAGUCAAAACAUGGUAUGUGUGAUCUUUUAUUGUGCAAUAAAAGAUGACUUUCAACUUUC